Molecule: messenger RNA, 3614 nt
Organism: Hemibagrus wyckioides
Lineage: Eukaryota; Metazoa; Chordata; Actinopteri; Siluriformes; Bagridae
Gene: supt5h
Product: SPT5 homolog, DSIF elongation factor subunit
Exons: 30
Coding region: 142-3390 (1082 amino acids)
Biological process (GO): regulation of transcription by RNA polymerase II; transcription elongation by RNA polymerase II; regulation of DNA-templated transcription elongation
Cellular component (GO): DSIF complex
Molecular function (GO): protein binding; mRNA binding
Source: RefSeq, a predicted model, not a curated record
ACGGAAGCAAAAUCUGUUUGCGGAGGAUGCUCAGUGAAAAUAUCCGCAGUGUUCUUAGCGCGAGUGUAGCGGUUUAAAACCCAUUAUUCUCAUAAUUAAAAUCUUUGUUAGUUUGUGUUAAUAUUGUUCACAUCCAAAGUGAUGUCUGACAGUGAGGAUAGCGACUUUUCAGAGGAGGAGAGGAGCAGCGAGGCUGAGGAGGUCGAGGAGAAUGAAGAGGAUGAAGGGCAGGGAAGUGUUGCUGGUAGUGACAAAGCUGAAGAAGAGGGGGAAGACUUGGAGGAAGAUGAGGAGGAGUACGACGAAGAGGAGGAAGAGGAUGACGACCGUCCAAGAAAGAAGCCUCGUCAUGGAGGCUUCAUCUUAGAUGAAGCUGACGUUGACGAUGAGUAUGAAGAUGAAGAUCAGUGGGAGGAGGGAGCCGAGGAUAUUUUGGAAAAAGCAGAGGAGGCUGAAGUUUCCAACCUUGAUCCUGUAGCUCUGGAUGAGGACCAUUCCGGUUCCCGCAGACUGCAGAACCUUUGGAGAGAUUCCAGAGAGGAAGCCUUGGGAGAGUAUUACAUGAGGAAAUAUGCCAAGUCUUCAGGAGGCGAACAUUUUUAUGGCGGAUCGGAGGAUCUUUCUGAUGAUAUCACUCAGCAACAGUUGCUCCCUGGUGUUAAGGAUCCAAAUUUGUGGACUGUCAAAUGUAAGAUCGGGGAGGAGAGAGCAACUGCCAUUGCGCUGAUGAGAAAAUUCAUUGCCUACCAGUGCACUGACACACCACUUCAGAUUAAAUCAGUAGUGGCCCCUGAGCAUGUGAAGGGAUAUAUCUAUAUAGAGGCGUAUAAGCAGACCCAUGUGAAAGCUGCCAUUGAAGGAGUUGGAAACCUGCGAAUGGGCUACUGGAAUCAGCAAAUGGUGCCCAUUAAGGAGAUGACUGAUGUUCUCAAAGUGGUGAAAGAAGUGACGAACCUUAAACCUAAAUCCUGGGUCCGGCUUAAAAGAGGCUUGUACAAAGAUGAUAUCGCACAGGUUGAUUAUGUGGAACCAAGCCAAAACACAAUAUCACUGAAAAUGAUUCCUCGAAUUGACUUGGAUCGAAUUAAAGCAAGGAUGAGCAUGAAAGACUGGUUUGCAAAGAGAAAAAAGUUCAAGAGACCACCGCAGAGACUCUUUGAUGCUGAGAAGAUCAGGUCACUUGGAGGGGAAGUUAGCCACGAUGGUGAUUUCAUGAUAUUUGAAGGCAACCGAUAUAGUCGCAAAGGCUUCCUGUUUAAAAGCUUUGCCAUGUCUGCUGUGAUCACAGAUGGUGUUAAACCAACUCUUUCUGAACUGGAAAAGUUUGAAGACCAGCCUGAGGGUAUUGACUUGGAAGUGGUGACUGAAACAACAGGUAAAGAGCGAGAGCACAACCUCCAGGCUGGGGACAAUGUGGAGGUGUGCGAGGGAGAGCUGAUAAACCUUCAGGGGAAAAUUCUCAGUGUAGAUGGCAGCAAAAUAACAAUCAUGCCCAAGCAUGAGGACCUGAAGGACCCUCUAGAGUUCCCAGCUCAUGAGUUGAGGAAGUACUUCCGUAUGGGUGACCAUGUGAAGGUCAUUGCGGGCCGUUAUGAAGGCGACACAGGUCUUAUUGUUCGUGUUGAAGAAAACUUUGUAAUUCUCUUCUCUGAUCUCACAAUGCAUGAGCUUAAGGUCUUGCCUCGAGACUUACAGCUAUGUUCAGAGACUGCAUCUGGGGUGGAUGCAGGAGGGCAGCACGAAUGGGGGGAAUUGGUACAGCUGGAUCCACAAACUGUGGGCGUCAUUGUCCGGCUGGAGAGAGAGACCUUUCAGGUGCUUAACAUGCAUGGAAAGGUGCUCACUGUGCGGCACCAGGCAGUGAAUAGACGGAAGGACAAUCGCUUUGCUGUUGCCCUGGACUCUGAGCAAAAUAACAUCCAUGUGAAGGAUAUUGUCAAAGUCAUAGAUGGACCACAUUCUGGCAGAGAGGGAGAAAUUCGUCAUCUCUUCCGAGGGUUUGCCUUCCUUCACUGUAAGAAGCUUGUUGAAAAUGGAGGCAUGUUUGUCUGUAAAACACGCCAUCUUGUGCUGGCUGGGGGUUCAAAGCCUAGAGAUGUGACCAAUUUCACUGUUGGUGGCUUUGCUCCUAUGAGUCCUCGAAUUAGCAGUCCAAUGCAUCCAGGAGGAGGGGGCCAAAUGCAGAGGGGAGGCGGCGGUGGAGGAGGGAUGGGGCGUGGCCGUGGAAGACGAGACAAUGACCUGAUUGGACAGACUGUCCGUAUAUCCCAGGGACCAUACAAAGGUUACAUUGGUGUGGUCAAGGAUGCCACAGAAUCGACAGCAAGAGUAGAGCUGCACUCAACCUGUCAGACUAUUUCUGUGGACCGUCAGCGUCUGACCAGCGUUGGUGCAAAGAGACAUGGAGGAAUGACAUCCACUCAUGGUCGAACUCCAAUGUAUGGUUCCCAGACACCAAUGUAUGGUUCAGGCUCUCGUACACCGAUGUAUGGCAGCCAGACACCCCUCCACGACGGAAGCCGAACACCUCAUUACGGCUCCCAGACCCCGCUGCAUGAUGGAAGCCGGACGCCUGGACAGAGUGGAGCUUGGGACCCCAACAAUCCAAACACACCAUCAAGGCAAGAUGAGGAUUAUGAAUUCAGCUAUGAUGAUGAACCCUCCCCGUCUCCUCAGGGUUAUGGGGGCACGCCUAAUCCUCAGACCCCUGGUUAUCCAGAGGUGCCCUCCCCCCAAGUCAAUCCCCAAUACAAUCCCCAGACCCCCGGAACUCCAGCAAUGUACAACACAGACCAGUACUCUCCAUAUGCAGCACCAUCUCCACAGGGCUCGUACCAGCCUAGCCCUAGUCCGCAGAGUUAUCACCAGGUGGCCCCAAGUCCAGUGGGUUACCAAAACACCCACUCACCAGCUAGCUACCACCCAACACCCUCACCCAUGGCAUACCAGGCAAGUCCAAGCCCAAGCCCGGUAGGCUAUAGCCCUAUGACUCCUGGAGCACCAUCCCCAGGUGGCUACAACCCUCACACCCCUGGCUCAAACAUUGACCAGACCUCCAGUGACUGGGUCACUACAGACAUCCUGGUGCGUGUCAAGGACACAUUUCUGGAUGGAGGAGUCAUCAACCAGACUGGUGUCAUUCGCAGUGUGACUGGUGGCAUGUGUUCAGUCUAUCUGCAGGAUACAGAGAAGGUGGUCAGCAUCUCGAGUGAACAUCUAGAGCCUGUGACUCCGACCAAAAACAACAAGGUAAAGGUGAUUUUGGGAGAAGACAGAGAGGCCACCGGUGUCCUGCUCAGUAUCGAUGGAGAGGACGGCAUCGUCCGGAUGGAACUGGACGAGCAGCUCAAAAUUCUCAACCUCCGCUUCCUUGGAAAACUGGAAGUGUGAACAAACGAACUCUAUACAGUGGCAGCGUGCUCACCAAGUUUUUUUUUUUUUAUUUUUUUUAUUUGUGGUUUUGUGUCCCAUCAUAGAGUUCAAUCAAAUAGUAAUUCAAAUGACUUGCUUUUUUUUUUUUUAGUCAGUGUUGUUUUAGUGGCUGUAGAUCAUCACCCAUGUCUUGCUUUCUGGAAAAUGGAUUCCAUGUCAAUAAAAAAAAAUUUUCAACAUGA